CCCGCUUCUUUAGAGGAAGUGGAACGCCCUCACACAUAUAUAUGUAUAUAAGCCCGGUACAAACCGUUUCGUUUUCACCGAACUGUCCCUAAAAGCUCCUGGACAUCAUCAUCAUGGCUCCAGCUCUCCUGAACCUGGUUCUUCUGCUGUCACUGUGUGUGGGUCCUGCUACCUGCACGUCUAUCGCCCUGGACACCUUGUCCACAUCUGGUUCCGACUGUGUUCUUCAGUGCACGGCUGUGUCCGAGCCUGGAGUCCAGUACAUGGCAGUGAGGUGGUACAAGGUCGGACAGCCUCCGGCGCCCAGACUCAGCGGCCUUUUGACCCGGGACCUCCCCAACGGCACGACGCUUUCGUACGAGGGGGUGGAGCGACAGGUGGAGCUGCUGGGCGAGUCGCACAACAUCCUCCUGUCCAACCUGACGUGUGCCGACAGCGGCGUGUACAACUGUCACCUGUCGGCUCCUAUCGGGCAACAGAACCGGGACGGGGAGAUCCGCCUCAUUCUGACAGAUUGUCCAGACAGUAACAGAGAAACCCUGGUGACGGACGCCUGCUUAGUCAUCGUCGCCACAGCAGUGCUGAUGUUGGCGCUUCUCAUAUACCUCAUAAGCUAUGUGUGUUUGAAGACCACCCUCAGAGACAGAAACAAGACAACACCAAAAAAAGAAACUUUAUUGGACGCGCCGCUCAAACCUCUUGAAAAAAAGGACUUAAUGUUGAUUUACACUUUGGGUCCGAAGUCGUCAAAAACACCCACGUUGAAGCACAUCUGUGUCUGAAGGCAGAGACGGUGAUGAAAAGGUCUACAGCAGGAUGAAGACUGGCUACCUGAAGACCGGGAGUUCUCCCAAGUCCACUAAAUAGCUUCUUAAACAUCCUUUACUUGUCCUCAGAUGUCCUUCAGCUGUAAUUUUGUGAAUCUUCAGCUUUAUAAUUCGUCCAGUGAGCAACAGAGGAGAUGAACAAUCUUUAAAAAAAAUUUAAAAAAAAACUGGAAAGAAAUUAAUACGCAGAAAACAAAAUUCAGGUUUAACUGGACAGCCCUUAAUCAUAAUCACAGACUUCCAUUAAUUGCUUCCCCUCACCUUCAGAUCUUCAGCUGAGGACCAGGACAGAGUCGUAGAGACUCUUCAGGAGCUACAACAGACACGGACACAGAGCGGGCCGGUCCGUCACGGACAGUCAAGCAGCGGAGACACAGAACCGCCUGGAGCUGGCGGCUGUGGCUCAGGAGGUGCAGACGGGUUAAACUACCUCUAUCAAAGUCAAGAACCGAUUUUCACACUCAAGAAUCAUCAAGUCUGCAAAAAAAGCAAAAUAAAGUUUGCUAACAUUAGCUCGAAUUAGCCACCAUGAGCUAGUCAGUCACACUGGAACAACCCGAACUGUAGCAACAAAACUCGAGUGCAUUAAAGUGGGCGGUGGGUCGUCUAACAGAUGAUACAUUCUACUUCUCUUUAAACUUACCUUGUCUCACUUUAAAGGAGCAGCUCACACAAAAAGGAAAAAUUCAGUCAUCAUCUUUUCACUCUAAAUGCUGAUUGGAAGUCAUGUGAGGUGUUGUUGUCCACAAAACAUUUCUGGAGCUUCACAGCAAAAGAAAACAUUAAAUUGCUCCAUACGGCUCGUCCGCUGUGAUCCGAGUCCCCAGAAGCUCGAUCAUACAUGGAGGGUUUGAGUAAAGUCUUUUCAAAUGGAUGUGGGAUCUCAGGGCUUCUGGAGACUUGGAUAUGUUUGUCUUUUCGGUUGUUUGAGGAGAAUGCUGCAGUGCUGUUAUCCUGUAAAGCUCCAGAAAUGUUUUGUGGACUACGACACUUCACCUGACUUCAUAUCAGUGUGGAUAUACUAGAGUAAAUUCUUAAUAUUUAGGUGAACUGUUCCUUUAAAGCUCGAUUUCCAUGUCAGUGGCUAUCGUGUUUACUGCACUAUGCAAUUUAUUAGAUUACUUUUUUAUGUUCUUGUUCAAGACCUCAAAGUGAGCAGGCUGUUGUGAGAUGAACGAUACUAAAUGUACAGAUACUGCAGUUGAUAAUUGUUUUUUGAUCAAGUUCUCAAUGUUUCCAUUUUUAAACAUGAAUGCAAUAUUGUGUUUUUUUUAAGCACUGUUUUAGAUGUUUUGAUGGAUAUUCUUUAGUGUCACGUGUAUGAAAAUUACAGUGAAACCUUAUUUGGCCCAGACUCCCUCUUACAAAUUCUAUAUUUAUAGAUUAGUGUUGAACAGAUGGAACAAACUGUCUUUAGAAUCUGAGACAUUAAACAGUAGCAGCAGCUAAAGUAAAAAAAAAUACAAUCUUUAAAAAAAAAAACCAACUUGCAGGUCCAUGUCAGAUUUUUUGAUUUUAUAUGUUUAGUAUUUAAACGGCAGGAAAUUGUCUGAAAAUCUGAUUUAAACCACAUUUUGUAGAACUGUGUCUCCAGAUUCACCUGAUCUGGUCACAUGUCGUGAUAAGUGUGACCUUAAUGUUUCUCCAUCAUGUGCGAAUGACGCAUUGUGACGCUUUUAGCUGCAGAGAGAAGUGAAGCUUUGUGCCCUUUUAAAACCAGAAGUGAAACACCUACUCUGUGCUAUUUACAUUUUGUCUGGACUUUUAUUUUGAAAAUGGGGAAAUCCCCACAGACAGACACUCAGGACCGUCUGGGCUUUUUUAUUUUUUAUUUUUAUCCAUGCCAGCACUCUUCAUAUGUUGUUGUUUUUAUUUUAUUUUAAGCCGUGAAAAUGUGAAUAAUGUGAAACGAAAGGAUGGACAGAGGAUGACGCUGUUGAAAAUAAGUCAAAGGAGGAUUAAGUACAGGAAAAGCUAGUGAUGUUGAACUUCUUACAAGUUGUGAUAGUUUCAAAUAUCAGUGAUCUGAUGCUUUCUGUGUGCAAGAAGUUGAAAACUGUCGCAAGCUGAGUUUUCCAGUUUGUUUGUUGUCCAGUUUCAUAUUUGAAAAUAAAAGUAGAAAAACUGCAAA
Acanthopagrus latus (yellowfin seabream) is the source of this 2958-nucleotide messenger RNA. It is a transcript of the gene cd83, whose product is annotated as CD83 molecule. The record is from RefSeq and is a predicted model, not a curated record. NCBI's taxonomy places the organism in Eukaryota, Metazoa, Chordata, Actinopteri, Spariformes, Sparidae. Bases 114 to 782 code for a protein of 222 amino acids. The transcript is spliced from 5 exons.